Macrobrachium nipponense is the source of this 906-nucleotide messenger RNA. RefSeq names its product superoxide dismutase [Cu-Zn]-like. The transcript is spliced from 5 exons. The record is from RefSeq and is a predicted model, not a curated record. Gene Ontology annotation, biological process: superoxide metabolic process. NCBI's taxonomy places the organism in Eukaryota, Metazoa, Arthropoda, Malacostraca, Decapoda, Palaemonidae. Gene Ontology annotation, molecular function: copper ion binding. Bases 198 to 794 code for a protein of 198 amino acids.
GGGAGUCCACCUAUAAUCCAAAAAUUUGUGGCCGAUAACACGAUAAGAUAGAUAAGGUCCGAUCCUCAUAACACACAUAUAUAUUCAUGGAAUCCUAUUCUGCGAGGCCAUAAGUCUUCAGACCCAGGAGGAGGCACAGUUACAACAUCCACUGAGCAGCAGAAGAAGGCAUCUCUAACCAAAGCCUUGAGAGAGAGAUGGCGAAGUGUUUACAAGUCCUCUUUUUCGUGGUGGGGGCCAUUUGCUGUGCAGGAAUUGGGGCAGGCUUUACGGUGCUCUUCAUGAACUUUGCAAAGGACAGCUCGCCCAACGAGGAGGUACAUGCUGAGUGCUUCCUGGUUCAAAACCCUGGUGAGCCAGGAGACGUGGGAGGCGUCAUCGUUUUUCACCAUAUGAGAGACUCGACCACCAUUCAUAUCGAGGGCAACGUCACAGGCCUGUCUAAGGGACUCCACGGCUUCCACAUCCACACCUAUGGUGUCGUGGACGGCGACUGUGGAGCAGCCGAGGCUCAUUACAACCCAGACGGAUUCGUCCAUGGCGGCCCUGAUGCCGAACAGAGGCACGUUGGUGAUUUGGGAAACAUCGAGAGCGGUGAGGAUGGAAUUGCUCACGUAAAUAUCCACGACAACAUAGUGUCGCUGUACGGUGACAGAGCAGUUGUAGGCCGAAGCGUAGUUGUCCAUGCCAAAGAGGACGACUUGGGACUAGGUGGCGACGAAGGUUCCCUGACAACUGGCAAUGCAGGAGCUAGAUUAGCCUGCUGUACCAUUUUCUUGGCCCCCCACGACUAAGGAAAUUGAACUGACAGAACUGCAGACUGCAUCCAACAUUGCCAAGAAGCAUCUUCAGGAGGGAUGGUGAUUUUCUGAUGUGCUAUGGCAAUAAAUUUUUGAUCCAGUCCUA